Molecule: messenger RNA, 631 nt
Organism: Daldinia loculata
Lineage: Eukaryota; Fungi; Ascomycota; Sordariomycetes; Xylariales; Hypoxylaceae
Exons: 1
Coding region: 176-448 (90 amino acids)
Source: RefSeq, a predicted model, not a curated record
CCUGUCUUGACGUGGCCAAAAACGCCCGAGUUGUCUCAGACUAGAAUUCGUUGAAACUCGCACCUAUGACCCACAGAUACAAUUACACGGGCCAGGCGUUCUGUGGCGCCUGUGGCGCAAUCGGGCGUAAGCCCGAUUUUCAACGAAUCUAGUCUGAGCUACUGAGAUAAACGCUAUGCUCGUAAUUGUGAAGAUCUUGUUUGUUGGAGUUGUUUGGAGGUUAUCUGGGUGUGUUUACUGUGGUAGCGCAAGAGAUAUCAGAUAUCAAUUGGUUGUAAUUAGGAUAACCUAUCAACGGCGGGUGAUAAUGAUGAUGGUUGCUACUAUGGCAGAAGCCGAGGAGGGUGAGGAUAAGGGCGGAGUUAAACGAUCCCCAGGAAUGCGAAGCAAACAACCUUUAGGUAGGUAUGUACCUAAUGUACCAUUGGGACUUGGGACUCGGACUUGAAAGGGCUGCGUCGCACUAAUUAUUCCCCAAAAAUUCUUCAGAUUCUUUCUCAGCUUGUAUAGUUGGUGACUAUGCAAAAUGAAGGUAGGUAGGUAGCUGAAGAUGGUACGAGUGUUUAAAAUUGGCGAGAUAAAGUGAAAAUGAUUGGUCGCGAAGGUCGCGCGUACUUGCUGCAAAGUGUUU